Molecule: messenger RNA, 519 nt
Organism: Parnassius apollo (apollo)
Lineage: Eukaryota; Metazoa; Arthropoda; Insecta; Lepidoptera; Papilionidae
Source: the annotation of a GenBank genome assembly
AUGUUAGUUUAUAAAACACCACUCACAAAAUUCUUCGUUGCUACUCGUACUGCUUUGGAUAGAAGUAAAAACUUAAACGUCUUCAACAAAAAUAGUGAAAUGAUUUUCCGCACAUUUUGUUUUAUUUUAUUAACACAGUCUUGUGUACUGGCGAUGACGAGAGAGCAAAUGAAAAACUCGGGUAAACUAUUAAAGAAGACUUGUAUGCCUAAAACUGGUGUCACGGAAGAUCAAGUUGGAGCAAUAGACCAAGGUAAAUUCGUUGAAGACAAAAAUGUAAUGUGUUACAUUGCCUGCGUAUAUACUACUGGUCAAGCGGUAAAAAACAAUAAAAUUAUUCACGAUGCAAUGAUAAAACAAAUUAACUUGAUGUUCCCUACGGAAAUGAAAGAACCAGCUAAGGUGGCCAUAGAGAAAUGCAGGGGAGUUGCUAAGGCAUAUAAAGAUAUUUGCGAAGCAUCAUUUUGGACUGCAAAAUGCAUUUAUGAAGCGGAUCCAGACAACUUUUUCUUUCCUUAA